AUGCCAAAGCAGCCGUUUACGUACGGCCCGCCGUCCCCUUACAUAAAAAGAGGGCGGUUUGCGGUAAUUCCUGAAGAAUCGGCGGCGCCGCCUUGCCAAACUCCUUAUUAUCCAGCAGGAAGCAGAUCGCCUUCGCCGAGGCCCCUAGAAGAAGGCGACGAUGCCUGGGAUUUCGACGAUGAGACGUCCCAUUCAAAAGUUACAAGAGAUAUAAUAAAAAGUGGACCAUUGGGUUGCCAAAUUGCAAGUCACGUCAAAUAUGGCAUGUGGGCCAGUGGAAAUGGGUCCGAAGAGUCCGGGGCCUCCGGCGGGAGCACUACGGUCAGGGGGCGCUUCAAAGUGUCUUCGAGUUCCAGUGGCGGAGGCGCCUCCGCGAUAGGAGGGUCAUCUCGCGCCGACAAACAUGAAAACUUCUCGUCGUUCGACGGCAGCGGUUCGGGGAUGUACCGCUUGGCGCCGCUGUACCAACAGAACUUUACGUACGGCCCCCCGUCCCCUUACAUAAAAAGAGGGCGGUUUGCGGUAAUUCCUGAAGAAUCGGCGGCGCCGCCUUGCCAAACUCCUUAUUAUCCAGCAGGAAGCAGAUCGCCUUCGCCGAGGCCCCUAGAAGAAGGCGACGAUGCCUGGGAUUUCGACGAUGAGACGUACGGUUCAAAAGUUGCAAGAGAUAUAAUGAAAAGUGGACCAAUGGGUUGCCAAACUACAAGUCACGUCAAAUAUGGCAUGUGGGCCAGUGGAAAUGGGACCGAAGAGUCCGGGGCCUCCGGCGGGAGCACGACGGUACGGGGGCGCUUCAAAGUGUCUUCGAGUUCCAGUGGCGGAGGCGCCUCCGCGAUAGGAGGGACAUCUCGCGUCGACAAACAUGACAACUUCUCGUCGUUCGACGGCAGCGGUUCGGGGAUGUACCGCUUGGCGCCGCUGUACCAACAGAACUUUACGUACGGCCCCCCGUCCCCUUACAUAAAAAGAGGGCGGUUUGCGGUGAUUCCCGAAGAAUCGGCGGCGCCUCCUUGCCAAACUCCUUAUUAUCCUGCAGGAAGCAGAUCGCCUUCGCCGAGGCCCCUGGAAGAAGGCGACGACGCCUGGGAUUUCGACGAUGAGGAGCCUUCCAACAAGCAACCCUCAUCGGCAGGUUCCGAGACAGACGGUUCGUCUUCGUCGCGCCCCCGAGCAGGCACAUGGGGCUCCAAAGAGGCCCGAGCAGCCAGAUCGGGCGCCUCCGGAGGCAAACCUCAGAUGCCUUUGUCGCCUUUGGCAACUGCUGCAGCAGCCAAAAAGCUGGACAGGGCUGCCAGGAAACUUCAGGAUAAGGAAAUCAAGAAUCGUGAAAAGGAGGCUAAGAAGUACGAGAAGGAACUUAGGAAGAAUGAGAAGCGGGAGCUGGAACGACUCAAGAUAGAAAAGUUGCGUGCAGAACGUGUAAGUAAAUCGACGGAACGUCUAGGGGGUUCUGGUUCCUUGUCAAGUUCGGAAAGAGUCAGUGGCAGCGGCACCGGAACCGCAGGUUCUCGUUCUGGUUCCAGCACCAGAUCCGGAUCUUUAGAACGUAGGCAAAGUGGUGAAGGAGGCCGGCACGAUGAAAGGGAACGUGAAGUCUUGUAUCAGCUUACAGUUCACGGAACUGCAAGUCCCAAUAGGCGUCCAGCAAUUUUCGACGCCUUUCGACCAAGAUCCAAAUCGGACGCCAGAAAACAAAAGGAACUCACCAACAGUGGCCAAAGUGGUAAUAAUAGUGGUUCUUCGACACCAGCCCAAUCUGGCAAAUCAGGGCUCUGGCAGCAAUUCAUCAGGACCGGGUCACCAUGUCGGUCUGAUGCAACACGUAAGAAACGCUGUUCACCAUACAACCGGUCUGAUCAGAUCACAUCAUCAGCCUGUCCAUCGGGACAGUGCUCAUCCUGUAAAAGCAGCCAGAGAUGGUUCUGCACAUUUACAUGCUGGAAGUGACCAACAGUAUUACCAUACGGUUACUGCUGGUCGCAGAAGUGAAUUAAAUCGUUCUCCGAUGACCAAAGUGAUGGAUUUGUUUAGACAUCGGGC
Messenger RNA from Ctenocephalides felis (cat flea), 2040 nucleotides. RefSeq lists its product as uncharacterized. The transcript has 13 exons. The record is from RefSeq and is a predicted model, not a curated record. NCBI's taxonomy places the organism in Eukaryota, Metazoa, Arthropoda, Insecta, Siphonaptera, Pulicidae. The coding region runs from base 1 to 1947 and encodes 648 amino acids.